AUGUAUUCUCUAUAUCAAGCAUGGUUGACAUUAGGAUCAUGCAGCAAUAUUUCUCAAACGACCCCGGCGAUAUCAUCAACAUCACCAUUAAAUUUAUCAACAUCAGCAAAUUUAUCGCCAGUUCCUGACGUUUACCUUCAAGUUGGCCCCCACUUAACUCAAUUUUCAGCACAUAAAAUAGUUUUAACAACACACAGUGGAUUUUUCAAGGCAGCUAUAGUUAAUCAACAAGGAUCUACGCCAAUAAUGGUUCCAAAUGUAAACGUAGAAGAAUUUUCAGCUUUGUUAACAUUUAUGUACACCGGUUAUUUGGAUGUUAAUGUAAAUAAUAUCUACAACAUUAUUCUAGCCACUCAUAUUCUACACAUGCCCAGAGCAUUGGAUCUAUGCAGAUCAUUCUUAUUACAAAUUCAACCACCAGAAAUCCGAACCAACAUCGUUAAACCUAUUCCUAGCAGAAAAGCAGUAUUACCCAGUCAAGAAAUAUAUGCGCCUGUAUACAGCGCAUUAAAUAAAUCGGAGGAUACUCCGUUUAAAAAAGUUAUAUCAAAAUAUGAAGGGUCAGAAAAAACUUCAGUUUUAAAAAAAGAUGACGCAGAAAUUGAAUUUGAGAUUCAAUCUGGCAAUUCUGGAAAUAGAAUUUACAUGGAAAAACAAAAAAAUAAAAAAUGUCAAGAAGUAUCAAAUGAAAAAAUUGUUAUUGAUAUAGCUUGUUGUGAUGGACCAGUAAAAUUCCACAGGGUUAUCAACAAAAAUUAUGGAGUAAUCGUUCCUGAGGAAGCAUUUAAUAUUUCAGAGAUUAAUCAGAACGAAGUUUUAAAUAAAGUAAUGAACAAAAAUAUACAAGACCAUGUUGAUAAUGAGACGGAAAACCAGAGUAAUGAAGUUUUUACUUGUAUAUAUUGCAAUCAUACUUUUAAGUCUCAAUACUGUUAUCAAAAACAUGCAAGAAGGCAUUUAAAUCCAAUAAAUGUAGGAAAUAAAGUGACUCAAAAAGAAACUAAAAGAGAAGUAAAAUUGCUUGAUAUGAAUGUCCAAUAUUAUCCAUGUAAAACUUGUGGAAGUAAAUUUCCCAGUUAUUACUUUGUACAUAAGCACAGAAAAUUGUGCCAUGCUGAAGAAAUAGCGGACAAUAGUCACAAAAAUACAGACGCAAUAUCAGAAGACAUCGAAAGCACUGCGAGCAACUGUAGUCCUAUUGAUGUUGAAGCUGUAAAUUUCGAUAACUAGACACCCCUAGUAGUUGAAAUAACGCAAACAUGGGCAA
Molecule: messenger RNA, 1267 nt
Organism: Diabrotica balteata
Lineage: Eukaryota; Metazoa; Arthropoda; Insecta; Coleoptera; Chrysomelidae
Source: the annotation of a GenBank genome assembly